AUGGGUCUCCUGGAUGGGCUGUCGAACCUCUUCGGCCGAGGUUCGAGCGACGCCAAGCUCCAGGAUCAAAUUUUCAAUCUCAAGUUUACGGCGAAAUCCUUAGCGCGCGCGGCGAAGAAGUGCGAAAAGGAGGAGCGGGAGAAUAAGACAAAGGUGAAGCGGGCGAUUGAGAAGGGGAACAUCGAUGGGGCGAAGAUACACGCGCAGGAUGCGAUUCGGAAGAAGAACGAGGGGUUGAAUAUGCUGCGAUUGGCGAGUCGUUUGGACGGCGUCGUGGCGAGGCUGGAGACGCAGGCGAAGAUGAACGCGGUGAAUAAGGACAUGUCGGGCAUCGUCAAGUCGCUUGAGAGGAGCUUGAACACGAACAACCUAGAGAAGGUUGCGGAGAAUAUGGAUUUGUUCGAGAAGCAGUUUGAGAAUCUGGACGUGCAGACAGAGUUCGUGGAGUCGGCAAUGGGGAACACGUCGGCGUUGUCCACACCGCCCGAGGAGGUGGCGACGCUCAUGCAGCAGAUCGCCGACGAGCACGGACUAGAAUUCGCGACCGAUCUUCCUUCCGCGGGUUCAACGCGCGUCGCGGAGCAAAGGGAAAAGGCGGACGAUCUCACGGCGCGACUCGAGGGACUCAAGGGAGGCGCUUAA
This is a messenger RNA of Ostreococcus tauri, 642 nucleotides long. Its product is annotated as Snf7. Gene Ontology annotation, cellular component: multivesicular body; ESCRT III complex. The coding region runs from base 1 to 642 and encodes 213 amino acids. NCBI's taxonomy places the organism in Eukaryota, Viridiplantae, Chlorophyta, Mamiellophyceae, Mamiellales, Bathycoccaceae. Gene Ontology annotation, biological process: endosome transport via multivesicular body sorting pathway; late endosome to vacuole transport; protein transport. The transcript has 2 exons. The record is from RefSeq and is a predicted model, not a curated record.